AUGGUGGCCAACAACACAUCAAACCUCUCCUCGAAGUGUGUCACUUUCACAGAUACCAUAAAUGUGGCUGUCUCAUACCUCUAUUUCUUCGAGUUCCCCAUUGCAUUAUUUCUCAACGGAGUAGCAUCAUGGGUUUCUCUGCACACCUGCUCCACUUCAACUUUCGUCGUGUAUGUAAAAAACCAGCUGGCUGCCAACCUGCUCAUGACUCUGACGCUGCCGCUCAUGGCAGCGAGCAUGCUUCCUGGAGCAACCUUCGAGCUAAGGGCGUUCGCCUGUCGUUAUUCUAACGUAAUCUUCUACUGCUCCCUGUAUGCGGGUAUCUCUUUAACUGGUCUGAUCAGCAUGGACCGAUUCUUCAAAAUCGUGAGACCGUUUGGAAAAGUGCUGGGACAGAAUGUGACGUUCAGUCUGGUGAUGUCCACUCUGGUUUGGGCAGUGUUAGUAGGCACCACGGUCAUCCCAACCAUGAUCCUAACCGACAGGAGCCCUGGUAAUUACUCAGGAGACUUCUGCAUGUCCCUGAAAGGUGCAGCUGGUAAGAAACUGCAUGCAUAUGUGGUUUUAUUCAUGAUGAUUAUUUUCUGGUCCAUCAGCGUAUUGAUCGUAUUUUGCUACAUCUGCAUCACCGUGACGUUUGUGCAGUCCUUCAGAAACUCCAGGAGCAAAAACAGCCAAGGGACGAAGAAAACCAAACUGCGAGUCUUUUUGACCGUCCUGGUGUUUUUUGUGUGUUUUAUGCCCCUCCACAUAACGCGCAUUCCUGUUACCCUACAAUAUGAAUUCUCUGACGAUGAAGUCUGCGAUAAUGAAAUGUGGUUGGAGAUUGCUCAUAAAAUAGCCCUGUGGAUGUCUACCACAAAUAUUUGUCUGCACCCUCUUCUCUACAGCUACCUGAGCAAAGAGUACAGAGACACAAUGGUCAACAUUCUGAAAGCUGGAGGGAAGCUUGUUGGGUUGUAUUCAGCUGAGAAUGAGGAUGUUUCCUGUGAUAAAAAAGUCAGAGAUUGA
Limanda limanda (common dab) is the source of this 1011-nucleotide messenger RNA. RefSeq names its product P2Y purinoceptor 13-like. NCBI's taxonomy places the organism in Eukaryota, Metazoa, Chordata, Actinopteri, Pleuronectiformes, Pleuronectidae. The record is from RefSeq and is a predicted model, not a curated record. Gene Ontology annotation, molecular function: G protein-coupled purinergic nucleotide receptor activity. Gene Ontology annotation, biological process: G protein-coupled receptor signaling pathway. The coding region runs from base 1 to 1011 and encodes 336 amino acids. The transcript has a single exon. Gene Ontology annotation, cellular component: membrane.